Molecule: messenger RNA, 3543 nt
Organism: Frankliniella occidentalis (western flower thrips)
Lineage: Eukaryota; Metazoa; Arthropoda; Insecta; Thysanoptera; Thripidae
Product: sorting nexin-8
Exons: 11
Coding region: 193-1698 (501 amino acids)
Biological process (GO): retrograde transport, endosome to Golgi
Molecular function (GO): phosphatidylinositol binding; protein binding
Source: RefSeq, a predicted model, not a curated record
GUGCUAUGGCACAGUGCUGUCGCCUACAGUGUUCUUUUGCCCUCCCGAAUUGUUCCCUUUAUUGUUUAUGUUAGUGGCAUUCGGUUUAAAGCGUAUUUUUACGAUUGUAAACAAGAGAGAGGGGGGAGGGGGGUCUUGUCAAUCUCCAAAACCUGUUGAUCUUAAGCCUUGCUAUUCGGUGACUUGUUGCACAUGUGUACGAUCCCUUCAUUCUAUCGAGAUGUUUAUGAUUUGUGCUCAGUCGCCGACAGUGUUAGCAAGGAAAUGUUCACUCGCCUCCUUGUUAAAUCGGGUCUUCCUCAGCAGAAACUUAGCCAGAUAUGGGAACUCAUGGAAGCCAAACAGGGCUCUCUGUCAAGGACAUCACUUUACAAAGCGCUAGCGCUUGUUGCUUGGGCUCAGCAGGGCAAAGAACUCAGUGUAAAGCUUCUGGAUAACUUUUCUGGGGAUGAGUAUCCAGUUCCUUCAUUGGGUGAUCUAAGUGAUCUACGUCAACUGCAGAAACAACGCCAGAGGCAAUGUCACCCUGGUCACCUAGGCAUGCGUUAUGGUGAUCUUUGCCGAUUAGAUACAGUAACUGUCCACCUUGUUCCAGAGAAAAAAGGCCUCUUCUUAAAACAUGUUGAAUACCAAGUUACAAGCAAGAGAUUUGGCACCAAAGUGCGCCGCAGAUAUAAUGACUUCGUAUCCUUGUAUGAUUUGCUUCUCGGAAGAUUUCCAUACAGGUUGAUUCCAAGGCUUCCUCCAAAGAAAAUGAACAUUGGUUCUGAUACACAAUUCAUUGAAGAAAGGCGUCAAUGGCUCUGGCGGUGGCUCAGCCUUGUCUCACGGCACCCUGUCAUCAAUCAAGACCCUAUACUUCAGUUUUUCUUCACAUAUGAUGGUGAUGACAUCCAGCACAAAAUAAGAGAAAUUUUCCGUCGAGUUCCAGAUGAAUUUACAACAUCUGAACUUGCAUCAAGGGCCAAGGAGCUGGUUCCUCCUGAUACUCUGACUGAGUUGGCUAACAGCCGAGAACACAUACGUCUCAUAACUAACAGUGUUUCCAGAGUUAAACAAAUAACUGAUGGCCUGGCCCAGCGCUCCCAAGCGUAUGGCUCUGACAUGGCUGAGCUUGGUAGCCAACUCACCCUCUUAGCUUCAGAAAAUAAUGGAACAUCUUCUUGGGCCACGGGUGGAAAUCAAAUCUGGUCAGAAAUGAAGAAAGGUUUCCAUACAAUAUCAAAGGAGCUAGGAAUCCUUUCCAGUAAAGCCAUGGCACAGUCUGUGCGUGAAGAGGCAGAACUAUGUGCGCAGUUGAACUUAUUAAUGGACAUUCUGUUUGCAUACAGAGAUUUAUGUGCUCGCCAUGAAAAGGGUGUCAUGCAAGACCACCAAAAGGCUCAUGCAAAGAUGUUAUCAUUAAAGAAGAGACAAAUGCAAGGAGUAUUAAGAGGGGAGGUGGAGUCUGUGGUUGCUCUGGAAGACAGGAUGCUACAACAGGAGUCUGUUAUAGCUAGUGUGGAGCUCCGAAGUGCUUACUCUCUUCAUUGUAUGCACAUGGAAACCCAGUUAGUCCAUGCCCACCUGGAGCUUUUUGCCACUGUGAUCAGUGUUCUGGUGUCUGUACAAAUAAGAGGCCAUGCAGAGUUGGCAGAGGUAUGGAGAGCUAUCCAGCCAACCAUCUCCAAAUGUUUACCUGAAGAUGCAGAACAAUGAAGUGUCUUAUCAAACAAUUCCUACAUCAAAUGACUGACAUUUGUGGCAUAUCAGGUUAGAAUUCUCAAUGAUUAUACUGUAGUUGGUUAUUUAACAUAUACAUUUCUCAUAGCCUGACCAAUUAAAUCAAAAUUAUUAUACUGGUGUAGUGUAGUUUAGUGCUCGUUUCAUCUGUGUGUAUCUGCUUUUUGGAUGCAGUGUGGGCAUAAGUUUGUACCUGCUAGACUGGUCGAAGUGCCAAACUGGAGUGUUGUGAGGGAUGAUAAAUGUAUUUUGAGUCCAUUAAAUAACUGUAAAUCGUGGUAUUUCUACCAGGCACUCACCAUUUUAUGCACAAUACCACGUAAGUGGGAUAGUUUUAGUAAUUGUCAUUCCAUUUUAACCAGAAUCUUUCUCUCUUGAAUUUUUUUCCAUUUAUUUAAAUAUAUUUUAUCUGUUGACUGAGUAUGAUACUUGAAUGUUUAUGUCUAUUAUUGACUACCCUAUGCUAAGAUAGGACAGAUAAAGGAAUGAUGGACAAAUGUAGGAGUGUAUGUGAUUUUUAUUCAGCCUGUUUUUGAAUAAGAAAGCACAUACAUUCAUGCAGUGGAGCUGAAUUAAUUUAGGCAGGGGUCUGUGCAAUAAUCAAUAAUCUUGUUGGAAAUAUGAUAGCAAACAUGCUUUGAGUUUUCCCCAAGUUUUAUUUUUUUGUGACUGCAUUUAGAUUGUUUUCCACAUUAAAGUUGUGGUGUGUUCAUAUUGAACAGCUGUGUUGUACAUAUCUUCGUGUGACCUUGCUUCAGAAGUCUACAUGAAGACAUAUAUUUUUUAAUAGUUUGAUUCCUCUUUUAUGUGGAAAUAUUUGGUUGGUUAAUAGGGUUUAUAUUGUUAUUUGAUCUUUGUGAUGAUAUUUGUUUGUGUUCUUGGAACUCAAACACAAUUCAAUGAUUGUUGAUAGCUGCAUUUCCAGUUUAAUAUUUAUGUUAUCUGUUAAAUUUAAGUGUUUCAACUUAUUCUCCAAAAUUACUUUAAUGUUGCUUAAUUUGUUUAUGUUGCAUGAAUAUUCAUUGUCUAUGUCUAGUCAGGUAUUGGCCCUAAAUACAGGGAGUACCUCUACAAACCCACUUUUCUUCGGGGGGAGAUGAUUGCACCACAGUAGUGAAUCAAAGAAAUCGGGAAGUUUAAGGAACAAACCUUUUGUUUUCACAUGAAUAUUUUGCUGGUGAAUGGAGAAAAUUCUUGUGAUCAUGUACAAUUUACAUAUUUUUUAUUCAUCAAAAACUCUUCAAAAUACUGAUUACUUGAUUAGAUUGUGUAAGCAUUUGACUAAAGUACAUACCGGUAUUCUUUCUUCUAUUGACUUGCUUUCUUAGGUUUUCCAUCUCUCAAGAUUCACAGUCACACUGAAUGUGUUAAAUCAUUCUUUUCAGCCCCUCUUAUGUAUUUUCCAUUUUGAUAGGCGUCACCUUCCUAUUGAUGCAAUUUACUCAUCAUUAUCUGGACAUCAAUGUGUAGUUAGGUGGAAGACCUAAAAUAUCCUGAAUGUAGUAUUCAAGUAGAAUUGCAUAAUUAUCUGUUCAAUAUAUUGUGGGUUAUUUUUUUUUAAGUUUGGUUAUGGACUUUUAGUAUCUAGAGUGCAUGUAUGGGUAAUUGUUUUCUGUUAUGUAGUUGUCUGUUUCAUUACAGAAAAUGCAUUUGGGACCACAUGCAUGUUUGUGUCAUUUUUAUUAUCAGAUUGUUGUAGACGGUGAUAUUAUAGAAUAUUCAAAACCUUGAGAGACUUGCUGUCUACCAAGCUUUUGCCAUUAUUGUCAUCAUUUUAUGCGCCGCCUUUGGUAUCAAUAAAAUCAUGAGCCUAAAACAACA